Molecule: messenger RNA, 780 nt
Organism: Phytophthora infestans T30-4
Lineage: Eukaryota; Oomycota; Peronosporomycetes; Peronosporales; Peronosporaceae
Exons: 2
Coding region: 1-780 (259 amino acids)
Source: RefSeq, a predicted model, not a curated record
AUGGGCAAUGCUGCAGCAGUCCACAGUGUGACCGAGAGUUCGCGUCGACGCUUGCUGCUGCAGCAAUACAAUCGCCAGCCGAGGAAUGUUCUCGUCAGUAACUCGUUGAUGCAGGCCUUCGAGCAGCGUCGGCUUCAGAGGCCACUGCAGUCGCUACCACUGAACGAGAUAUACGACGUGCUUAAGGAUACAUUUGGUGUGCAGUUAACUGUCGAAGAGCUCCCAACCGUGCUUCGGCAUCUCGGUUGUCGAGUAGUGGAGUCUCCGACUGCAGCUGGCAACUCAGAUCCCGCAGAAGAUUGGUAUUCUCUGCAGGGUCUCGUGGGGUACGUCGCUCCUCGCCGAAUACUGAGGCUAGUGAAGAGGCCGCUUGAAUGCCCCCACGCCAUGGAAUUCUCCCACAAUAAUCUGACGAUUUGGCAAGCGGCUAAAAUGGGCGACUUGGAAGUACUAGAAGCGGUCUGUUUGGGUCAUGGAGACGCCUAUCGUGCACUGGAUGACUUUGAUAACUCGCCUCUGUACUACGCUAGUUUGUGUGGUCGCGAAGUCAUCGUCGACUUUCUUCUGAGAGCCUAUGGGCGAGAGCGCCGCACAAUUGCUCCAGACGAGAUGCUGCGUUGUGUGACGAACGCACUGAACCAAUACACGCGUGCACUGCUUCAACAGAAAAUGACGCUGGAAGAGAUACUGAAAGGAAAAGCCGAAGAUGACGAAGUGGAUGGCGAUUGCACAGAAGAUGGCGCAUGGUUUGGUCUUCUCGCUGAUGAUAACAAUGGAUGA